GAUUGAAACUAUAAUUAAUUAUGAUAAUGAAAAUAAUCAAGAAAUUACCAGUAAUUGUGAAGAAAUAGAUAACAAAGAUAAAAAAAUAGAGAAUAUGAUUUAUAAAAAAGGAAUUGGCGAAGGAAUUGAAGAAAUGAUCAAACAAAUUUAUUUAUCUGAUAUUGAUAUUGAUAAUAAUAAUUCAUUAAUGUUAAAUUUAGAUGAUGAUGACAAUAUAUUAUGGAAUCAAGAUACAAGAAAUUAA
This is a messenger RNA of Dentiscutata heterogama, 244 nucleotides long. The record is from the annotation of a GenBank genome assembly. NCBI's taxonomy places the organism in Eukaryota, Fungi, Glomeromycota, Glomeromycetes, Diversisporales, Gigasporaceae.